UGGAAAAAAAAUCGCCCGCGGGGGCGAAGGGGGGGAGGUUGUUAAAAAGCCGGCGAAGGGGCAGAGCCGGUCCGGGGGGAGGGCACCCCCAGGCACCCCCGGCAGCCCGGGGAGGGGGGAUGAGGCAGAGGCCGGCCGGGAUGAGGAGCGCCCGCUGGGCGCCGUGGCCGCGGAGGGCAUGAGGCGGCGAGCGGCGGGGAUGGGCUCCGGAGCGCGGUGCUAGAGCCGGCGGCAGCCAAGGUCUGAGAGGGCAGUAGCCUGUGCGAUACGGCGGGAUCUGGUUUUCAAAAUGGAAUUGCAGCUGGUGCUCCUUUUCGCAGGGAUAAUUGCGUUUUCGGACUCGGCGAGAGGCCCCCCCAGGAUCGCCGACAAAGUGAUUCACCGGCAGUCCGUGCGGCUGGGCAGGACCAUCAAGCUCCUGUGCCCGGUGGAGGGCGACCCCCCGCCCCUCACCAUGUGGAUGAAGGACGGACGGACCAUCCACAGCGGCUGGACCAGGUUCCGCAUCCUCCAGCAGGGGCUGAAAAUCAAGGAGGUGGAGAGCGAGGACGCGGGGACCUACAUCUGCAAAGCCACCAACGGCUUCGGCAGCGCCAACGUCAACUACACCCUCAUCGUCAUCGGUGAGUGGGGCUGCAGCGAGGCCACCUGCCCGGGGGGGCAGGCAGGGCUGGCGUCCAUGCUCUGCCAGUGAGUGCAGGUUUGC
Ficedula albicollis (Collared flycatcher) is the source of this 706-nucleotide messenger RNA. RefSeq names its product fibroblast growth factor receptor-like 1. The record is from RefSeq and is a predicted model, not a curated record. Lineage: Eukaryota; Metazoa; Chordata; Aves; Passeriformes; Muscicapidae. Gene Ontology annotation, molecular function: fibroblast growth factor binding; fibroblast growth factor receptor activity. The coding region runs from base 290 to 694 and encodes 134 amino acids. Gene Ontology annotation, cellular component: plasma membrane. The transcript has 3 exons.